This is a messenger RNA of Sinocyclocheilus grahami, 433 nucleotides long. Its product is annotated as mitochondrial import receptor subunit TOM6 homolog. The record is from RefSeq and is a predicted model, not a curated record. Lineage: Eukaryota; Metazoa; Chordata; Actinopteri; Cypriniformes; Cyprinidae. Gene Ontology annotation, cellular component: mitochondrial outer membrane translocase complex. The transcript is spliced from 3 exons. The coding region runs from base 96 to 287 and encodes 63 amino acids.
GAUACUGUUAACCUCGUGGUUUGCCGUAGAAAUCUCAAGGUAAUAUCAAAGAACCUCUGGCUUGCUUGUCUAAUACAAAUUUAUCCACAAAUAAAAUGAGUGGAAAGAAAACAGACGGGCAAUCAGGUGGUGUCAUGGGAUGGAUAAGCUCAGCUUGCCGUUUCGCGGCGGACAGAAAUGAUUUCAGAAGGAAUCUCCUUGUAAACCUGGGUUUAUUCGCAACGGCUGUUUGGGUCGCAAGAAACCUUUCAGAUUUUGACUUGAUGUCUCCUCAGCCAGUCAUGUAGUUCCCACUCCGCAAACAUUUACUUUAACAGGUGGUGCUGAAAUGGAAGAACACAUUUUCUACCGAGGGUCUUGUUGAACAAGCCCAUUCAACACUGAAGGGAAUAAGUCUAGAGAUGGGCGUAUCGAUCCGAGGUAUCGAUAUAUC